Messenger RNA from Cryptomeria japonica (Japanese cedar), 3249 nucleotides. Its product is annotated as monosaccharide-sensing protein 2. Gene Ontology annotation, cellular component: membrane. The record is from RefSeq and is a predicted model, not a curated record. Gene Ontology annotation, biological process: transmembrane transport. Bases 450 to 2729 code for a protein of 759 amino acids. Gene Ontology annotation, molecular function: myo-inositol:proton symporter activity. NCBI's taxonomy places the organism in Eukaryota, Viridiplantae, Streptophyta, Pinopsida, Cupressales, Cupressaceae. The transcript is spliced from 5 exons.
GCAAUUUACUUCAGGUAGUACAGGGUCACAGAAUGAUUACAUCACUGGAGCAUCAUAACUGGAAUUACCCAUCUCCAACAGUAUCCGAAUGUAAUUUAGUUCACUGAUGUAAUUAUUGAAAUAAAUUUGAGAAAACGAGUAAAAGAAAUAAUUAGAGAGUAUCUGGGGAAAAUUCAUUGGGAGGAGAGUGUGAUGAAGCAGACUGACACUAUUUGCAUUUGCGUGGGUUAGAAUAAUUAAAUUGGUUAAUGGGUGAGCUCAAGUGAGCUGUAUGGUCUGAAAUCUUUGACGGUGCUGUUUUUGUCGGGUUGUGUGGCAAGAUUCAGCUUGUAUCUUUUGGAUGCAUUUCUGGGGAAAUCCUGCUGCAGCUUAUUUGAUUGCCACAGCUAUCGGCUGUGGAAGGUGAGGACUGUUGGGCUUGGAUUGGAAGCAACGAUCUGUUAGUGAAAAUGAAAGCCAGAGGAGCAGCGCUGGUUGCGGUUGCGGCCUCAAUCGGGAACAUGCUGCAAGGAUGGGACAACGCCACUAUAGCAGGCGCUGUGCUGUAUAUUAAAAAAGAAUUUGCUCUGGGCACUACUAUGGAAGGCCUUGUUGUGGCUAUGUCAUUGAUUGGGGCCACAAUCUUUACCUCGUUCGCUGGAACAGUAUCAGAUUGGAUUGGACGGCGGACCUUGUUGAUCAUAUCAUCUGUGCUGUACAGUGUAAGUGCACUGGUGAUGUUUUGGUCUCCAAAUGUGUAUGUAUUGCUUCUAGCCCGGCUCUUGGACGGCUUUGGGAUUGGAUUGGCCCUUACCCUUGUGCCGGCUUAUAUAUCUGAGAUUGCGCCUUCAGAUACACGCGGAACAUUGAAUACUUUUCCACAGAUGACUGGUUCCACUGGAAUGUUCUUGUCAUACUGUAUGGUUUUCGGGAUGUCAUUGAUGGAGAGCCCAAACUGGAGAUUAAUGUUGGCUGUCUUGUUCAUUCCAUCCAUUGUGUAUGUGGUUUUGACCAUUUUUUACCUACCUGAGUCUCCAAGGUGGCUUGUUAGCAAAGGGCGAAUGCGAGAGGCAAAGCAAGUGUUGCAGGAAUUGCGGGGCAAGGAAGAUGUAUCAGGGGAAAUGGCACUUCUGGUUGAAGGUUUAGGAGUAGGAGGUGAAACAUCUCUAGAAGAAUAUCUAAUUCAGCCGGCUGAUGCUCUAGGGGAUGAGUAUGAACCGGUUUCAGAAAAUGGUAACAUCAAACUGUAUGGGCCAGAAGAGGGUCUUUCUUGGAUUGCCAAGCCAAUCACAAAUGAAACUGGAACUCAGAGUUUCCUCUCAAGGCAUGGCAGUGUGGAAACGCAGAGUGUACCCCUUAUGGAUCCUGUGGUCACUCUCUUUGGUAGUCUUCGCAAUGUCACUCUACCUGAGGGUGGGAGCAUGCGCAGCAUGCGCAGUACAGCCCUUCCUGAGCUUGGGAGUAUGUGGAAUGCAGCAGAAGAAAGACAUGCAGAUGAUGGGAAAAAUGAUCAGUGGGAUGAAGAGAGCGUGCAAAGGGAUAAUACUGGUGAAGGGUACGAAUCUGAUGAUGCAACAGGUGAUCUUGAUGAAAAUCUUCAUAGUCCUCUACUGUCUAGACACACUAGUUCCAGAGAAGUUAAGGAGCUUUUGCCACCUGUUCCUCAUGGUAGUACACUGAGCAUGCGUCGUCAUAGUAGUCUUAUGAGUGGACAUCAUGGUAGCAUCGCAGAGUCAUUUGGCAGUACGGGUAUUGGAGGUGGCUGGCAGUUAGCCUGGCGUUGGACUGGUGCUGAAGGAAGAGAAGCCAAACCUGAGGAGGGGAAGUUCAAAAGAAUUUAUCUACAUCAGGAAGGUGGAACCCAAUCUCAACGGGCUUCUAUGAUGUCAUUACCAAGUGUUAGCUUUCAAGGUGAGAUGGAGCCCAUCCAAGCAGCAGCCUUGGUAAGUCAACCAGCACUGUUUUCGAAAGAGCUGCUGGCUGAACAUCCAGUAGGACCUGCUAUGGUACAUCCUUCAGAAACAGCUGUCAAAGGUCCAAAAUGGACUGAUCUUCUUGAGCCAGGGGUUAAGCGUGCUCUGAUAAUGGGAAUUACGCUUCAACUUCUUGAGCAGUUUGCUGGUAUAAAUGGAGUCCUAUAUUAUACACCCCAAAUUCUAGAGAAGGCUGGUGCAUAUGUUAUCUUUGCCGACAUUGGCAUAAGUGAUGACUCAUCAUCUGUUUUAAUCAGUGGAAUUGCGACUUUGCUUAUGCUUCCAUGUAUUUUAGUUGCCAUGCGGCUUAUGGAUACAGCUGGCAGAAGGACGCUCCUACUUAAAACUGUGCCUAUUUUGAUCGUAUCACUUGUGGUUUUGGUGAUAGUGAAUUGUAUUUCUAUGGGUGAUGUACCUUUAGCCAUCAUGUCUUGUCUCUGUGUCGUCUUUUACAUUUGCUUCUUUGUCAUGGGGUUUGGGCCAAUACCAAAUAUCCUCUGUGCAGAAAUAUUUCCAACCCGUGUACGGGGUGUGUGUAUAGCAUUAUGUUCGUUGGCCUUUUGGUUUGGAGACAUCAUUGUAACUUACUCUCUUCCGACAUUAUUGUCCUCAGUUGGCCUCAAAGGUGUAUUUGGCAUUUAUGCAGCUGUAUGCUGCAUAGCUUGGGUAUUUAUAUUCUUAAAAGUUCCAGAGACAAAGGGAAUGCCACUGGAAGUUAUAACUGAGUUCUUCGCCAUGUCUCAAGUGGAGACACAACAUGUAAAAGGCCAGGAUUAAUGUGAAGCCUUUAGUUUUUGAUAUGAAGAUCCUCAGGAUGGAGCAAUCCAUGCCUCCCAUAGGCAUUAUUGGAUUGUUAGCCAGCUGGAACUAUAAUGUUGUCAUAUAAUGGGUACUUUAAAGUUUAGAGGGAGAGACAGGCACAACAGUGAAGAGUAACCAGCUUUUUGAUUGAACCAAGGUUGAAUUUCAAUAAUGCCCAUGAUUCAAAUUCUUCCUUUCUACCAGGUUUAUGUAGACCGAAGGAGACCGAAAAAGUUGUUUGGGCCUAUAAUCUGGCCCUAUUUUUUCUUUAGAAGAGUAUUUGCUUAAACAGAGAGUGAUGUUUUUUUCCCUGCUUGGUUUCUUGCAAUGAGUUUACAAUGCUUGAGAAGAUAACUGCCAGUGCACUUAGCUAGCAGAAAUUCUAUAAUUCCUCUGACAGCUAUUUCUAGUGCUUAAAUGUCGUGACAAUGUAACCUCAAUAACAUAAAGUACAUCUUGAGCAUUUAUGCGCCUAGUUGAAGGGUUUUGCCUGUAA